AUGUUAUCUAUACAGACAGUGAGUAAGUUGAUUCCGGAAGAGGUGACUGCAGUGUUGAAAUAUAGAACUGAGAAUAAAGGCUGCGUUCUUGCAAACCGACUGACUGAGAAUCCAGAUUGGACGGUUCUCCUCAUCGAAGCUGGCGGAGACGAGAAUGGUGUGUCGGACACUCCAAUAUUCGAGAUGUUGAAUCAUAACUCUCCGAGGGAUUGGAACUACACCACGGUUCUACAGAAAAAGGCAUGUCUGAGUAGAAAUGGAACUUGCGCAUAUCCCAGAGGUCGAGUAAUGGGAGGUUCAAGCACUAUUAAUGGCAUGAUGUAUGUUCGGGGGCACAAAGAAGACUUUGAAGAAUGGAAAAACAAAGGGUUGACAAAUUGGGGCUAUUCAGACGUACUCCCGUAUUUCAUCAAGGCCGAGAACAACACGGAACCAGGACUGGCCCAUUCUAAAUACCACGGCACCACUGGACCGUUCAAUGUACAAUACCCAGAGUACAUCACUCCAUUAAGAGAUGACUACAUUCAAGCAGGAAAAGACUUAGGUUGGGAAAAAAUGGAUUUCAACGAACCAUACAAGACGGGCGUUAUUGAUUACGUACAAUUCGCUAUUGACGGCCCUUCUCGGGAAAGUGCGUCAAAAGCAUAUUUAAAUCCAAUAAGGAAAAGACCUAAUAUUCACAUUAUUAAAAAUACGGUGGUCACUAAAGUCAAUUUAGAUAAUCUAAUAGCUAAAGGAGUUGAGUAUUAUAGAGACAGGAAGAUUUAUCAAGUAGCUGUAGAAAAAGAAGUAAUUCUGUCAGCUGGUGCUAUAGACACGCCAAAGAUUCUUAUGCUGUCAGGCAUUGGUCCAAAAGAUGAAUUAGAAGGAAUUAAUAUCAAAGUUAUGAAAGACUUGCCAGUAGGCAAGAGCAUGACAGAUCACCCUCUGAUUCCAAUUAUUUUCAAGCUAAAUACCACAGAUACUAUAACUACAGAUGUCUGGAAAACUAAUACAAGUAUCUUCGAUUACGCGAAAGAAAGAAGAGGACCAUUGAGUACAACUGGUGGCGAAGCCAUGUCCUUCUUCAACCCAAUAAAUAAAGAAGGAUUACCAACAGUUCAGAUAAUGUGGCACAGCGUCAUCCAAGGAAUAGAAAGUCAAAGAGAAAACCUUAUUAGAGUAGUUACAGCUAAUGUACAUCCGAAAAGUGUUGGAAGCGUGAAACUGCAGAGCAACAACUUCAAAGAUCCUCCGUUGAUCGAUCCGAAUUAUUUCGACGAAGAAAUCGAUUAUCUAAUGGUUGAGAAGGGAAUAGAAACUCUAUUUAAAACAAUGGAAAUGCCGUCGAUGAAGAAGCACUUCCCAGAAAUAUACCACGAAUCGCAGCCAGUUUGCAAGGAAAAAGUGGGUAAAGAUUUUAUCCGGUGUACAAUUGAUCAAUAUUCCCAAACAGUAUACCAUCCUGUGGGUACUGCCAGAAUGGGAGGCGAAGAGGACGAAGAAGCGGUGUGCCAUCAAGAUCUCUCCGUCAGAGGUGUAGAGAAAUUGAGAGUAGUUGAUGCCUCGGCUAUCCCGAUGGUUCCUAGAGCGAACACGCUCGCUCCCACGAUCAUGUUGGCAGAGAAAGCAGCUGACAUUAUUAAAGAACAUUAUGGGUUCAUCUCUAAACAUGAUUCGAAGCCAAAGUAUAACCUUAACAAGGCGUAG
Messenger RNA from Nezara viridula (southern green stink bug), 1689 nucleotides. NCBI's taxonomy places the organism in Eukaryota, Metazoa, Arthropoda, Insecta, Hemiptera, Pentatomidae. The record is from the annotation of a GenBank genome assembly.